AGCCCGAGAGCUUCUGGCUGCCGGGUGAGCCACCAACAGGCCUCCAGCCUGGCUGUGCACGCGUUGUACCUGAGACAUCCUGGCCGCCUUGCAAGAACUCCAGGGAGACCGCGGAGGAGGCGAGGACCAGGAAACGAUCUCUCAGGCUGCACUGGCAAGCGCUUUUAGAGGCGCGGUUCACUGGCCCCAACCCUGCUCGGGCGAGCACCGGAAAGCCAAUCAGAAGCCAGCUCUGUGCUAGGGGCGUGCCCAGCCCCCGCCGCGGCGCCAGCCCCGCCCGAGCCCACGUGGGACUGCCUGCGCACGCGCCGGGAGUAGCCGAAGGGGACGCCGGGAGCAGGAAUUUCCUCACAUGGCUCCUGAAGAAGUGACCAUCACAGUUCGCCUCAUCCGUUCCUUUGAGCAUCGCAAUUUCAAACCUAUAGUGUAUCAUGGAGUGAAUUUGGACCAAACUGUAAAGGAAUUUAUCGUAUUUCUAAAGCAAGAUGUCCCUUUAAGGACCAGCCUGCCACCACCAUUCAGAAAUUAUAAAUAUGAUACACUAAAGAUUAUUCAUCAAGCACAUAAAUCAAAGAUAAAUGAGUAUCACAGAUCACAAGAAAAUGGCAUGAGGACAAAUGAACUUGUGUUGAGUUUGGAAGAUGACGACAGACUCCUGCUGAAAGAAGACAGCACUCUGAAAGCAGCUGGAAUCGGCAAGCAUGAGUGGAAGGAGAGAGCUCAGCUCUGACAUAGGCAGCCCGGGGUUGGAAGAACAAAGGCGUUGUCGCUAGCUUGGAGGUGUGUGACCUUGGGUAAGCUGCUCGGCCUCUCCAGGUCUCAGUUUCUGGCUCUGUUAAGUGGGGAUGAUAACACUGACCUUCCAGAAUUUCUCUGUGGCUUUGUUAAGGUGACCUAGCUUGGUGCUGCCUAAACAUACUCUGUUUUGGGGAAUAAUUUCUGCUACACUGCUAUUUUACAAAGAAAUACGAUUAAUCCCAUCGCGCAGGGAGAACGUUUAGACACUGAAUGGGAGGUUGUCCCCUAUGAGCACUGCGCAGUGGAGCCAGGCCUCUUCCUACAAGGCAGGGGUGUCUGGCUGCCGCCAGUUCUCCCCCUCCACCUGCCAGCUCCAGCCACACCGCCCAGCAGUGUUCUUGGACCCAGGGAAGGACCCAUUUUUCAUUUUCCAAGAACCCUUCUCUUCACAUUUUAUUUCCUGAGGUGUCUUGCCCUUGGAUUCAUCUAGCCCUGAGCACAUUACCUGUCACAUGUUUCCUUGACGUGUCCCCUUUCUUCUGGUUGGAAUUUUCCCCAGUUAGGACUCAUGGGCUCAUUAACAACAGCUGGCAAUUUAAAUGUCCUUGCUGUAAGAAUAAAGCCGUCCCUUUCACUAUUCUCUGGCUGUGUAACUUGCUUCAAGUGGGAUGGGGUGGAGUGGGUUGGUAGAAUGAAUGGAUACACAGGUUGUCCAAGGAAAUACAAUCUCUGGGAAGAAAAAUCUUGCAAAGGCCGGUUUUGUAGUUUGAAUAUUCUAGAUACCUGCCAGGCACCAGCCGAUUAAUGCGCAGCCGUUCAUCUUUACGUCUUGCCUAGCAGCUCCUCCUCUGGUAUGACACCUUUCCCGCCAUUUCAGCACAUCCUCAUUACCCAGAGAAGUCCAGGCUGCAGGUCAGGAGGAGUGGCUCUGCACUUGUCCGCCUUUGCCUACCCUCAGCCACCAGGUGGCAGCAGAGUCUGUCUGGGCCUGAGAACUGAUGAAGCCGAGUCAGUGUCAGUCAUUUAUUAAGGACCGUGUGCGGUAGCUUUGUUCCCCUGUAAGUCAGCCUUGGCGUCUGAUAGCUGAAAGUCAAAACCAUCAGCUUGUACAUGGGGUGGCGUGUUGUGCUAGUGCUCAAAAGCGAUCAUGCAAUUGCUACCGCCUAAAAUUUUAUUUUUAUUUUUAUUAUUUUUUUGAGGCAGAGUCUCACUCUGUCACCCAGGUUG
Piliocolobus tephrosceles (Ugandan red Colobus) is the source of this 1965-nucleotide messenger RNA. RefSeq names its product chromosome 11 C2orf76 homolog (gene C11H2orf76). Bases 353 to 730 code for a protein of 125 amino acids. The transcript is spliced from 7 exons. The record is from RefSeq and is a predicted model, not a curated record. Lineage: Eukaryota; Metazoa; Chordata; Mammalia; Primates; Cercopithecidae.